Dipodomys spectabilis (banner-tailed kangaroo rat) is the source of this 957-nucleotide messenger RNA. RefSeq names its product olfactory receptor 10AG1-like. The record is from RefSeq and is a predicted model, not a curated record. Gene Ontology annotation, cellular component: membrane. Lineage: Eukaryota; Metazoa; Chordata; Mammalia; Rodentia; Heteromyidae. Gene Ontology annotation, biological process: G protein-coupled receptor signaling pathway. The coding region runs from base 1 to 957 and encodes 318 amino acids. The transcript has a single exon. Gene Ontology annotation, molecular function: olfactory receptor activity; G protein-coupled receptor activity.
AUGGAGUCUACAGGAAAUAAUCCCCCUGGGCAGAAUCAGACAUCCUUGGUGGAAUUCAUUUUACUUGGCUUUUCUGAUGUUCACGAUUUUCAAGGGUUUCUUUUUGGGGUCUUUUUGAUCAUCUACAUCAUUAUUCUGCUAGGAAAUAGCCUCAUCAUCAUAAUAACCAAGGCUGAUCCUUCCCUUCAGACACCCAUGUACUUUUUUCUUGGAAACUUUUCCUUCUCGGAGAUAUGUUACAUGUCAGUCGUCAUCCCCAGACUUUUACGAGAUCUCUGUAGACAAGAUAGAAGCAUUUCCUUAAUGGCCUGUGCUACACAAAUGUAUUUCUUUUUAAUUCUGGGAGUAACAGAAUGUUUCAUUCUAACUGCAAUGGCUUAUGACAGGUAUGUCGCCAUUUGCAACCCACUGCUCUACCCUCUCAUCAUGAACAGCAGACUGUGCCUCCAACUGGCUGUGGGCUGUUGGACCAGUGGAGUUCCAGUACAUAUCGGUUUCACUUACUGGAUAUUCUCUCUACCUUUCUGUGGACAUAAACAGUUGAAUCACUUUUUCUGUGACAUACCUCCAGUCUUGGCUCUAGUAUGUGGGAAUACAUUUAUGAUUGAGAUGGUGAUUUAUGUAAUUGCUCUCAUAGUUGUCACUAUUCCCUUUAUGUUGAUACUUGGCUCUUAUCUGAAAAUAAUCUUGACCAUUGUGAAGCUGCCUUCUGCCAGUGGGAGAGCCAAGGCCUUCUCUACCUGUUCUUCCCACCUCAUGGUUGUGGCUUUAUUCUUUGGCUCAGGCAUGGUAACUUAUUUGAGACCCAAGUCCAGUCAUUCUCCAAGAAUGGACAAAUUCCUUUCUCUCUUUUAUACCAUUGUGACUCCCAUGUUUAAUCCCAUGAUAUAUUGCUUGCGAAACAAAGAUGUGAUGGUGGCAUUGAAAAAAUUCCUCCUGAAAUGGAUUGUGUUAUGA